GGUGCUCGAUGAUGGCGCCUGGAGCCCCGCGUCGCCAUGGCUGCGAGGCUCCACUCCACCCGUCGCAGAUUGCGGUGGUGGGCAUCGGCCUGCUCUCGGCGGUGGUUUUCUACGGCUUCAGCGUGCAGGAGCUGCCAGGACUCAUGCAACGCACCGUCGUGCCGCUCUACAGCGUCCAGCUGGCCAUCACGACUCUGCUGUUUGUCAUCAUCUCGCGCUUCGAUCCGGGACAGCCAAGACACCAGGCGACACAUCCGAAACAGUCGAGAGCGGCAGAUGAGGACACUCGAGUUGCAGCGCCAAUUGCUGCAGGUGUGCACGUCGUCACAGCUCCAGCGAUCAAGGCGAGUCCUGUCAUGCUGACGUCGCAUCCAGUUGUCGUCACCUGCAGCGUCUGUGGCCGCAUGGCGCUCACCUACGACACCAGGCAUUGCGGUAGAUGCAACAAGUGCAUCCCGGGAUACGACCACCACUGCAUCUACCUGAACACGUGCAUCGGCACGCGCAACUACCCGCUGUUCGUUGGUCUGCUCUCGUGCUCGAUCCUGUUGCUGCUGACCCAGCAGGUUGUCACGGGCUACGCCAUCUCGCGCUUCCUUGCUCCGGGGCAAGACGACGAAGUAAAAGGUAAGAACGCUCGAGCCGUGUUACUGUGCGCACUGUCGAUCCUGUCCCUGCUCGAGCUG
Molecule: messenger RNA, 686 nt
Organism: Phytophthora sojae
Lineage: Eukaryota; Oomycota; Peronosporomycetes; Peronosporales; Peronosporaceae
Exons: 3
Biological process (GO): peptidyl-L-cysteine S-palmitoylation; protein targeting to membrane
Cellular component (GO): Golgi apparatus; endoplasmic reticulum
Molecular function (GO): protein-cysteine S-palmitoyltransferase activity
Source: RefSeq, a predicted model, not a curated record